CUUUGAGCUGAGCAGAGCCUGAGCUGGCCUGACCCUGGGCUCCUCCUGCUGAGACCUGGACAGAGCCUUCUCCUGGGCACAGCGGGACACACGCCACUCCCCGGGCGUCUGCGAGACGCGCAAGAACCGGGGCGGAGGUGAACUCUAACUCAGCGCUUCACUGCAGCUCCAGCCCAAGCCUGCUGAAGGAACGGGAGGCGGACGGUGGGGAGGAGGCAGAGGAAAGAGCUCAUUUGACAUUUUAAUUGCAGAUGUGACUUUUAUUGCCAAUACUAAAUAGCACUUGGGUCCUUCGGGUCACAGGUUCUCCUCUUCUCCACCUUCCUCCACACGCAGUUUCUCAAGCUGGAUGAAGAAGGGACUGGGAUUCCACCCAGGAGAAGGAGAGAACAUAUUCCGGAUUGCUCCUCAUAGCAGGCAGAAUAAAGGAGCAGAUAGAUCAGUUUACUGUGUGCAGCCAGUGUCAGCUUCUGCCUGGCCAUUAGACAGGAGGAUGGUAAGCCACAGAGCACAGUGAUAUAAAGGGUGUGUGUGUGUAGGAACCCAGGGGUGCUCCUGCAGGUGGGGAGUGCGUUGCUUUUUCUUCGUCUUCUUUUUCUUCUCACCAUCAUAGUUUUCAAAUAAAUUGAGCCAACUUUUGCUAGUAAUCUUUUUAGAAGAAGCAGGUCUGUGAGAGUUGGGGGCUGGGCAGGUGCUUUCUUCCUGCCUGGAUCUAAUACUAGGAGAGAGAGAACAGGGACGUGGGAAAAGGAGUAGAAUAGCUCUAGACUGCUGGGACUCCCUCAGCCAAGAUGUUCAGCUGGCUUGGUCAUGAUGACCGAAGAAGGAAGGACCCGGAGGUGUUCCAGACUGUGAGUGAGGGGCUCAAAAAACUCUACAAGACCAAGCUGCUUCCCUUGGAAGAGUAUUACAGGUUUCAUGAGUUUCACUCCCCGGCCCUGGAAGAUGCUGACUUUGACAAUAAGCCCAUGGUCCUCCUCGUGGGGCAAUAUUCCACCGGGAAAACAACCUUCAUCAGGUACUUACUGGAACAGGACUUCCCAGGCAUGAGAAUUGGGCCAGAGCCCACUACUGACUCCUUCAUUGCGGUGAUGCAGGGAGAUGUGGAAGGAAUCAUUCCAGGAAACGCACUGGUGGUAGAUCCGAAGAAGCCCUUCCGGAAACUCAAUGCUUUUGGGAAUGCCUUCUUGAACAGAUUCGUGUGUGCCCAGUUGCCCAACCCAGUCCUGGAAAGCAUCAGUGUCAUUGACACCCCUGGGAUUCUGUCUGGGGAGAAACAAAGAAUUAGCCGAGGCUAUGACUUUGCUGCUGUCCUGGAGUGGUUUGCAGAGCGUGUGGAUCGUAUCAUCCUGCUCUUUGAUGCCCACAAAUUGGACAUCUCUGAUGAGUUCUCAGAGGUCAUCAAGGCCCUGAAGAACCACGAAGACAAGAUGCGAGUGGUGUUGAACAAGGCUGACCAGAUUGAGACCCAGCAGCUAAUGAGAGUCUAUGGAGCCCUCAUGUGGUCUCUGGGAAAGAUCGUCAAUACCCCUGAGGUCAUCCGGGUCUAUAUAGGCUCAUUUUGGUCCCACCCCCUACUCAUCCCAGACAACCGCAAGCUCUUUGAGGCUGAAGAGCAAGACCUCUUCCGAGACAUCCAGAGUCUACCUAGGAAUGCAGCCCUUCGGAAGCUCAAUGACCUCAUUAAGAGGGCACGGCUGGCCAAGGUCCAUGCCUAUAUCAUUAGCUCUCUAAAGAAGGAGAUGCCAUCUGUGUUUGGGAAGGACAACAAGAAGAAGGAGCUCGUGAACAACUUGGGAGAGAUUUAUGGAAGGAUUGAGAGGGAGCACCAGAUCUCACCUGGGGACUUCCCCAACCUGAAGAAAAUGCAGGACCAACUACAGGCCCAAGACUUUUCCAAAUUCCAGCCCCUGAAGAACAAGCUGCUGGAAGUGGUCGAGGACAUGUUAGCUCAUGACAUCGCCCAGCUUAUGGUGCUGGUGCGUCAGGAAGAGACACAGCGGCCGGUCCAGAUGGUGAAGGGAGGGGCUUUUGAGGGGACCCUCCAUGGGCCCUUUGGACAUGGCUAUGGGGAAGGAGCUGGUGAGGGCAUUGAUGAUGCUGAAUGGGUGGUAGCCAGGGACAAGCCUAUGUAUGAUGAGAUCUUCUAUACCCUGUCCCCAGUUGAUGGCAAAAUCACAGGUGCCAAUGCUAAGAAGGAGAUGGUGCGUUCCAAGUUGCCCAACACUGUGCUGGGCAAGAUCUGGAAGCUGGCAGACAUUGACAAGGAUGGAAUGCUGGAUGAUGAGGAGUUUGCCCUGGCUAACCACCUCAUCAAGGUCAAGUUGGAAGGGCAUGAGCUGCCCAAUGAGCUGCCUUCUCACCUCUUGCCCCCUUCCAAGAGGAAAAUGGCAGAAUGAUAACGGAUUUUCUGAAUCAAGCAUGACCUGGAGUGAAAGAUAAGAAAUGUAACAAGAUAAAAACACACACCCAUACACAUAUAGGUUUAAAAAACUACACCUUUAAAUAAGGAUGACCACUUUUAUCAAGAUAGCUAGAAUUUGACUGGUUUUGACAUGUGAAUGGGCCCCCAGUGUUGGUAGGAACCCAUCCAGAGUACCCAGGUAGGUAAUUCAGGGACCUCUAACCCUAUAACUCAAAAUAGGUUUCCUGAUGCUUCUUUCUUUUCUCUUUGACCUCAAGUCCCUUCUGCCUCCAUUACCCUAAGAUUUCUUACUUCAAUAGAAGUAGUCACCCUAAUUUAAAGGUGCAGUCACCCGGAGGUGGUAUUCCAAUUCUUGGCUGAUUUCUGUUAUUCCCAACCAAGAAUCUAAGUAGACAAAAAAGGUAUUUAUCAUAAUAGGCAAUUAACUUCUUUCCUGUGUAUUUUUUAUUUGGCUUCCUAAUAUGAAAUUUGUCUAGGCAGAGUAGGAAACAUAAGAAAACAGAGAAAAACAAACAAUAUCCUUCAAGCUUUUGUUUUCUAGGUUGAAGGAAGAAGCCAAUACAUUAACCUUAUACACACACACACACACACACACACACACACACACACACACCAUGCUAAUUUACUAGAGGCCUUGUUCGGCUGAUCUGGCUGUGGACUCAUUUAAUUAAUCGUGUUUAGAGAGAUCCCAGAGAAAGGGGAUUAAAAAGAUGAAAAGAAAACCAAAGCUAACCAUCAGAAUUCACCUGCUGAUCUUCAAAGGCAAAGGAAUUAUUGAGAACCAGUAUAGGAACAUUAAAUACACAUGUAGUAUACACUCUUGAAAGCUCUGAAGUUCAGGUAUCUAGAACCUAGCUGGGUGAAGAAGACCAGGUGUAGGAUUAUUUCCUUUUCUCUCUGAUCCUAAAGCAUGAAGACACUUUGUAAGGACAGCUUACCUUCCUUAUAACCUGCCUCCUGCUCAUGUUACCUGACCAAGGAGCAGAAGGUGGACAGUCACUAUGUCCAUCUGCUAAGUGGAAUUAGAGAACCUAAGUGCUCUACAAGAUUGAGACUUCUCUAGGACCCACAUUAUGGAAACUCAGCAGAGCUACUGGCAGGAGUGGGUCGGACAAACUGAUUACCAUUCCAUAUUCUUAUGUUCUUUUCUCCUUGUCUCCACUGACUCUUUUAACUGCAUUCAGAUCAUAUCCCUUUUACAGUAUGGCCACCCAUUCACUGUCAGAAAAUCCUUCCAUCAUGAGUUCCCAUCCUGCUGGGGUUCUCAGUGACAGCUCUCCAUCCCCCUCAGCAUCCCUUCACGCAUCCGCGUUGCCUGUCUCCCUCCUCCAGUUUGUUGAUUUUGUCAUAUGAGCAUCACAUUGUUCCUUCGCAUACUGUGUUCAUAUCAUGACAUAUCGUGACAAAUCCCAGAUGUGUCUAAUUUAUUUUAUGUCUUUGUUCCUAUUCUAUAGAGAAAUAUUACAUGUAUCUAUUACACAUUUAUUCUUACACUGCAUAUUGUCAGCCACCCACAUAUUAACACAAUGCUUCAUCCUUUGGUACCCUUGGUCAUUGAAAUGGGAGAAUGUGGGAAUGGUGAAGUAGAAAGACUGGAGCUCUUUGAAGGCAUUCUUGUAAAAAAGAAGCUCACAUGAUUCUGCCCUGAAGUCUACAGAAAAAUAGACUGAAGCCUGAUUGCUUUGGGGAUAUCUGCUUCAGAAAGUUCCAGCAGCUCAUCCUGGACCAAGUUGACAAAAGCCACAAAUGGAAUACUCAUAUGUUCCCACAUUUGAAGAGCAAAGAAAGUCUUCAAAGUUGGAGAUUUCCUUCUGUAUCAUCUAAUUCCUUUUUUAGGAUGAAACAAAAGGGAAGGUUCCCUUUUCAUGGAGUUCAUUUCAUAAGCAAGGAAAGCAGAGUCCAAUAAGACCAAGUACCAAACUUCCGGCCCCUGAGGUUUAAUGUCCUGGCUCUGCCAUGUCUGUGUGGCAUCAAGCAAAUGAAUUAACCUUCUUGGGCUUCAUAUUCCUUGUACAAAAUGAAAAGGUUGGACUAGACCAGAAAUGUCAAGUGUGCAUUGUGACUAGCCAUAUUCUGCCCAAACCAAAUUAAAGUAUAAAUGAUAGUUAACAAAAUAAAUUUUAAAAUACAAUAGAACAUAGAUAACGUUAAUAUAUAGUAUUCUUAGUCAGUGUGUGGCCCACUGGAUCCUUUGGUAGCCCCUACUUGAUACCACUGGAGCAAAAAAAAUCUCAAAGUUGACUUUCCACUCUAAAUCUAGGCUUCUUUGGAAAAUGGAGUAGGUCACCAGAAGUCAAAUCCAUAGGAAACAGUUAAUGUCGUUUAACAAAAGGCACUGGAUUUGGGAUCUGGAGACCCAGGAUCAAAUCUUGACUCUGCUCUUAAAAUAGCUGGGUGUCUUUGGUCAAGUCUUCAACUUUAGGGCUCCAGUUUCCUCAUCUGCAAAAUGAAGGAAGUGGAAAUAAUUGGUCUUUAGGAGGAAUGGGAAAGAGAAAAGAGUAUCUUUUCAAAGAAUAAAGAGGAAAUCUGUGAACUUUUGCCCCCCUCAUUCUCAGAUACAUUAAACUUUGAUGGCAUCUAUCCUCAUUCCCCUUCGAAUUUUGUUAUUGUUGAGUUUUUUGGUUUUUUUUCCCUUUACCCUCCCCUUCAAAAGAGCCUUCCUGAGGAUCCUGGAGGAAAACAUGAAUCCACUCUUUUGUUUGUCUGUUUUGUUGUUGUUCUGCUUUGGAAUUAAAGCAAAUUUUAAAAAUGCAUGUGGUGAAAAAGCAGCUGGAGACCCUCAGGAUAGGUUAAGAGUCAGAUAAUUCUCUGGGUGGGAGCUCUUCCCUUUGGGAGGAUGCAGUAUCACGUGAGUUAUUUGUAUGCAGAAACUGACUCAGCCUGAAGAAAACACCAGACUAGAUGUAUAACAAGACCUUCUAGAAGAAAGUCCUUGAAAGCCCGGUUCCAUAGCUCCCCCAGAUUGCUCCAUAGGAUGGCCAAACAUUGACAUCCCUUCAGUACUCACACAUUCAGAGUCAAUUUUGAGCACAAAUUCUAAUUAAAUAAAAUCUGAUUAAAUAAG
Gracilinanus agilis (Agile Gracile Mouse Opossum) is the source of this 5489-nucleotide messenger RNA. It is a transcript of the gene EHD3, whose product is annotated as EH domain containing 3. Gene Ontology annotation, biological process: endocytosis; endosomal transport. The coding region runs from base 792 to 2399 and encodes 535 amino acids. Gene Ontology annotation, cellular component: cytoplasm; plasma membrane. Gene Ontology annotation, molecular function: calcium ion binding; GTP binding; protein binding. The record is from RefSeq and is a predicted model, not a curated record. NCBI's taxonomy places the organism in Eukaryota, Metazoa, Chordata, Mammalia, Didelphimorphia, Didelphidae. The transcript has 6 exons.